AUGCCGGGGCGUCCGUCGGAUCCGGGGGACGCCCUCGUCCCAUUCUCGUCCCAAGUCCAUGACCCCGUCGUCUACUCCGUCCGCCACGGCCUCAAGCCCCCGAUAUUCCGAGUCUACGUCGCCUGGUCCCGGGGGAACCUACUCCACGUAGCUUGCCUCCGAGAAAGAACGCCAUCGGAAUCGGGAGAAGAUGACGAUUCCAGACACCCCGAGGCUCAGGCGGGUGGGGUCGUGGUGGAGGUCCAACUCCAAGGAGGCGCGAACGGCGAGAUUAGCGAAGCGCAGCAACGCAGGAUUGCUUACGGUUCUGUUCCUGCCUUCGCAUUGCUUCAGAGUCGGAGGAAUGCUCUGAUGGCAGCUUCCAGGAUGCAGUUUUCCUCAUUCCGCACCGAAUGGUAGGUUUUACUCGCUAGCAUCGUUACAUUUUCCGUCACAGGGUACUUUUUUCAAAAUAUUUCCGAAACUAUUCUUUUUCCAGUUAAUUUCCGUUUUGAAAGAUUUGGUACUUACAUAACCAAGAUUGGCGUCCUUCACGAUUUCCUCUGUCCAAUUUUUUGUAUAUCGUUUGAAUUUCUGUAUACAACGCUCAUGGAUUAGCUGAAAUAAGAUCAAACGUUCUCAUUUAUUUGGCUGCUUGCAGGGUAGUGCAGUGCCCCUGCGAGAAGCUAUAGUGCACCGUGAUGUUUGCCAAGAGUCAAUAUUUGAUUAAUGCAUAUUUUAUCUGGGUCUUCGUUUUAUUCAAUUUCGUUGUUAUCCAUUAAAUUAUAAUACCGUGAAUCACGUAUUUUGAACUAUAAGAGGUGCUUAAUAAAACGUUGUGGCUGCUAAGAUGUGCAGUACUUAAUGUGUCAAGAACGAUAAAGGGUGAUUAGUAGGGAGAUGAAAUCUGGUUUAUCAGCUAUAUCUGAGAUGCGUGCUAUUUUAUUUGUUGGAAAGAAACUGCAUCUGAACAUGGGGAGUCAUUUAUGAACUUUCGUGUGAAAGUAGAUAUGUAUUAUAGCGAGAUUAUAACCUCCAUGCCAUUACGAGUUUUUCUUUGCUUAAGCAUUGCUUCUUGUUUAUUGCGUGAAAGAGAUUAGAUUUGGUCCAAGAAAAGAAGAAGCUCCGAGACUCAAGGAUAUUCUGUAAUAAUGCAAGUCUCUUUCUACCCAAUUCCACUUAUGCGUAGGGCUGGCUGUCCUACUGGCAUUGGUUUUGAAUGCAAGGUUCUGUUCAAUGAUUUCAUACCUAUAUAUUCACGAGUAAUGGUGACUUGAUCAAUGAUUGAUUUUAACUUUUCAAAUUUUAUCACACACGGUUGUCGUUUUAUUUCUUACUUUUUUAUGUGACAGGCGGCAAUAUGUUUUGGAGUACAGCAGCCAAAUAGCUGAUCUCCUAGGGAAACGAAAGCCACCUGAAACAGUGAUCGAUGAUCCAAAAAUGUUUGUGGAGGUAGUUGCUCUUUGAAAGAAAAUAAUUUACUGGAUGCACAGUUUAUUAGAUACCUUACAUUUCAAAUAGGGUUGCCAUUAGAAUAACCAUUUAAAUAUAUGCCUGUGUUAUAAAGUAAUGGAGCAGUUUACUUUUACAGCCACUUGAGGAGGAAACAACUUUGAAAGCUGCGUGGGACCUGGUGGAAAUAUUUUAUGCGGACAAUGACUCUAAAGCUUUUCUACCUGAGAAUCUUGUUGAUUGGUUAGCAGUAAUGGUCUUCCUCUAGCUGCUUUUUUUCAGCCUAUUUUCCUUUUUUUGUUUCAGGCCCAGGCUUCACUUUCCUACAGAAACUCAGGGUUGAAAAUUGGUUUGCUUUGGCUAGUAACAGGAAACCGUAUCAAUUGUAACAUCCUUUAUCUCUUACUAAUGAUAUUAUUUACAGGAUUAUGAUGGUCUUCUUUCUGCAACAGAACCAACGGUACACUCAAAACUUGUGGCUCUGCAGAGAAAGCUUGUUGAUCUGCAGGUUUGUUUUUUGUGAUACGAGGAGCAUUCCUAAUUGCGAAAUGCAGUGGGUUUUAGCAAGUGACAUGUGAUAAUGCAUCCUGAUUGUUUUUACAUAUUUUAUUGUAUUGCGAAGUGGGAAAGAUGUGUGCUGAAAUUUUAACAGCAAUGAUAAGCUCUCUUGUUAGACCACGUGAAGGUGAGGACUGAUAUGGUAUUUGUUCAGAAAUCAACAGGAAAGUAUUUCCCACAGGAGCUCGUCGACCAAUUCUCUUAUAUAGUGGAUCCAUUUAUCUCCAUAUUCUGUCUGCUGUUCAUCAACCAUGUUGUUCAGCUUUUGUUCACCUUUUAUUCCUACCUUGAAGGCUUUUCAACCUUCUCUGUUUUAUUUUCAUUUUUUUAUUGCCUCGAACCUUUUUGUUUUUCAACCGUCAUUUUGUGCAUUUUUUUAUUGCUCUAUGCUCAGUUAUAUGGUGAGAGAGAUGACCACUGAAAGGCUAGUAUUUCUUUUUGACACCGAUGGUAGGGGAUUUCAGUGUUAGAAAUGUUUUAAGCUAAAAGCGACUCUAAAUUGAGGCUUUGUUCUUGCUUGCACUGCAUUUGAUAUCAAGGACAAGGAUGACCUGCUUUUUCAUGGUUCUCAUUAUCACGUGGGAUUUGCAUUUUACAAAUAGCUUGGAUUAUCCAGGUCGUUGAGGAUGAUCCUGACUACUGGGAAGGAAUAGCGUUAGGAUUAGCUGUUGGUUGGCUUGAUAUUGUGGUGAGUUGUUUUGCCUCUUAUGCUUUUUAACAGCCAACAUAAUGACAGAUAAAUUAAUUUUAAGCGGAUGUUCCACUAAUUGUUCUCCGUUCCAGGUGAAACUGUUAAGAUUGCACGGAUCAUAUCAACCUGAUCAAUUGGAUGAUCGAGAGGUAUGCACAGUGCUCUGUUCUUGAGACAAUUGGACAUUUGAUGCAUGAUGGAAUUUUUUUUACAAAAAAAAAUUGAUGUUUUUUUUAAACUAUUACUUCCUGAUAUUAAGGGGCAUCAAUUGAAAUUCAGUUAUUACACAGUGGUUAUAAUUACUACUUGAAGAACAUUUUGAAACAUGUGAGAAACAUGAUGGCAGAUAUUCUCAUUGAUUGUUCCACUAUCCGAACGAGGUGCAAUACCAUUCUAAUUGAUAGAAAGGUUUCUUGGGUACCCAAAUAGUUUUCUAGGUAUCACAUGACAUCUGGAGUAUUCGGACGCUCAUCCCCUCUGAAAGUAAACAUUACGAGGUAGAAACUUUUGCAUGGAUGACUUCCCAAAUGUGACCUGCUAGCUUUAUGCAGAUAACAUUUACGUCUCCUCUUGUCUAUGGGUAAGUGGAUUCAUGGUAGACUUUGCAGAAGCCAUUCCUCAUAACUUUUAUGCAAAUGACACCCCUAGGAAUGGCAGAAGAGUUACGGAUAUACGUCUUGGACUUGUCAGUGGAUGAUCAAAAUGGAUCACAGCAUUUGGUAGCCUGUUCUUCACUCUGGAAUGACAAGGGUAAGCAUAUAUUCAAAGGAUGAAGAUUUUCAGUGGAGAGUGCAUUCAAUUUUUUAUCUGAUGGGGUAAAAGAGUGGAUGACCUUUUCUUUUUUGUGAUGAGGACGAAGUCGACUUUGUCACCCUCUGAUAAUGAAGAGGUGGUUUUGAGAACAUACUGCAUAUAUAUAGGCACAUUCCUUUCGUCUUUUUUAUUAUAAAUGGAUACAUAGUACUCUCCACUCAAAAGUACAGAGAUGGAGUACAUGUGUCAUGUUGGACUCUAUCCAUGCAGUUGAUAUGAGAUUUGGUCAAACUAUCACUUUUGUUUCUUUUUGGUUUGUCUUCACAUGCUCCGAUUACUGCUCGGAUUUUGGUAAAUGUAGAUUUGCUUUAUAGGGUUACCUUCUAAUGUAAACUUGCUAACUACACUUUCCCUGGCUUGAAGUUUUCGUUCUCCAACAGAUCAUUUUAAUUUUCGUCUGUUACUAUUCGUGAAUUUAUUUGAUGAGCUCACACUUCUCGAUAUAAGCAGCUUGUUUUGGCCCUUUUCCCCAUCUUCAGUAUCCUGAACAAGGACACGGUUUAAAGUGUCAUUGGAGGUUAGAUAACUCUUAUGGGUGCAUUUAAAUUACUUGAAUGUGUUGCACAGAAGCACUUGAAUGUAGAAACAAGUAAAAUUGUUUGAACGGAAUAAAUUGGGAUUAUUUUUUCUUUAGUUAGAUUCAGUUAAUGGUUUCAGAGCCUUAUUUUGAUUCUGAUACAGUACUCCUCAAGACAUGUUCGUCAUAAGCGAACAGUCUAGAAGCUUCUACAGUGGACAUUAAGGAAGGAGUGGGCUGAGCGGUAUAAAUACCCCUUCAAUGUGAAUAAGAGGGGGUAUUGUGGUAGAAGGUCACGAGAGGAAAGGGAGAGUGGGGAAUUCUCUCGAACUAAUUCUCGUCUGUUCAUUGUUUUCUUUGAAUACAUUGUUCGUUUUCCCUUCUUUGCCCAAGAGGAGAGAAGGGGAUCGUAUCAGAUUCCUAUGUUUAAUUUCUUUUAACUUAAUUUUGACCAUGGUCCAUCUUUCCCAUGGAGGCUUUUAUCUCGGGUCAGACUCCCUGUUGUAGCUACUGUAUGGUGGUGAAAGAUUUUCAGGGAAAUCACUAAAUACUAUUUUCUAGUAGGCAUCAUAUACGACUUUUCUAAGUGUACUACUGUUUGAAAUCAACUUGUGUCACCGGACUCAUUAUUUGAAAUUUCCAGAUACCAUCCUGAUUUGAUGACACAUUAUGUGUAAACGUUUUUGAAUAGUUAGUGAUGCCUUUAGAAAACACUUUUGUGUUGCUGUAACUGGGCAUGUCUUUUGCAGACUGAAAAUGGCCUGGUAGAGGCAGUUGCGGUUCUUGUUUCUACUAUGCCACGCCUGAGACCUAAUUUGCCUGCUGGGAGACUAGGCCAAUGUUAUAAAACUAGACAGGAUUUCAUCAAGGUAUCACUGAGUUUUGGGUUCAGUUGAUGCCAGUUCUAUUUUUUAUGCUUAACUCCCUAUGUUUCUAUCUCCAGGCUUGGGAAAAAUGGCAAGGUCAUGUUAAUAAAUUGGAUUACAGUGCAUUUUGGGUCCAGUGUGGCCAUCGCCAAACUAGUGAGGGUCUGAGGAAUCUAUUACGGAUUAUGCUGGGGCAACUUGGUAGCCUUAACGGAUCGACUUAUCACUGGAUGGAGCUUUAUGUAUCCCAUUUUUUGUAUGUACAGCCGUUCACAAUGGUAAUGCCAAUACUCCCUGAAAUAAUUAUGUCUUGCCUGCGUACAUUGCUUUUUGAAUUUUCAGCUGAUUUUUUCUAUCCUCAAUUUACUUCGCUAAUUAUCUGGUCUUUUUUUCCCUGUGCUUCCUCCAAUUUCUCUCAACACUCAUCAUGCAAUUUUGUUUAUAUUUGAUUAUGUAUGAAUAAAUUAAAAAAUAUUUCUAUUUGUUUAGUUUUAUGAUUAAGCACAUACUUCUCUUCUGUAAUCCUUCUAACAUAGAUGAAUCAUAACUUUCUGGUCGUAAUUUCCCACUGCUUUUGUGCUUCUGGUAUCAAUUCCUUCUAGUGCUGUUUUUGAAGCUAUUAAGCAUUUUAAUUUUUUAUUUUAUUUUGCAUCGGGGAUCCUUUUGUCUCCUCAGGGUUUAGAAGGAAUGUAUAGUUUAGCUCAGAAGUGUAUACAGCUGAAACCAGCACCCACCUACAGUGGACUUACUGGGAUCCUACUCGGUGUCCUUGGAGAAAAUACUGAGGCAAGGAGCUUGUGUUACUCUUUGUCGUCUUUUGUCAUUCCUUCAAGCAUAAUUGAUAGGUUCAUUUUUUGGCAACAUUCAGGUUGUUCUGGCAGAAUGUUCAAACAUAUUCGGUCCUUGGUAAGCGAUUAAUUGUCAUAUAAAUCAUGCAAUGAGUUUGAAGUAUUUCUCAAAUGAACUCAAUUUCUGCAGCUACUCUCUAUCAUCUUGGAUUUACCUGGAUUUUCUAUUUUUCUAGGAUGGUUGUACAUGCAAUUGAAUUGCUGACAUCUGAAAACAAGCAAGCUGAGAUGUUGCUACACGAAGAGCGUUACAACUUGGGAGGAAUCAGCAUUGAGGAACUCCAUCGAUUAGUCUAUGCACAGGUCUUAUCAUCCCAUUCUUUGACAUGGCAGGUGAGUUUUUAUUUAUUGUCAGCGUAUCUUUAUGCUUGAAAUUUCAUGAAUUUUUUGCUGCAAGUGUGAUAUUUGGAUCAUUGUUUAUUCUUUAUGGACAAAUUUCUUUAAAUGUGGUAUUGGGAAUCUUCCCCUGCUCUUUCCUCUGGAGAGGUCUACCAUGCGCAAAAUUAUUUGAUCUGAGUGAGACUAGCUGAUUUCCAGUCAUUGUGUUGUUAUGUUUUUAAUUUUUGCCUUUCUAGUGGGGAUCCAAUUGCCAUUACCCCUGGAAUAUAAUUCAGGUAUCUUAAUUCCCAUCCUAACUGGCUGAUUUGACGAACCAUGGCUUCAUAGAUAAAUGUGUACUUCUACAGAAACUUUUGUUUUGUGGAAUACAAAUGUUAUAUUGAACUCUUAAGCUUUAGUUGUGAAUUAUACCCUAUUGCACAAACGCCUAUAUCUGACAGUGUACUUCUGAUAUAUUAUGCUCGUUCAUAACAUCAGCAUUUUGUUCCUUAGAUAUGUGAUGAGCUUUAGAAUAUCAAACUACUGAGUUCUUUAAACGAGACCAAUCAAACUCUUUGUUUCUAAUUGUUUAACAUGAUGAAAUCGAUGAAAGGCUUGAAAGGCAUUUCUUUAUAUAUUUUAAUUUAUUACGUAUUAUCUAUGUAGUCUUACGGAUAAUUUAUUGCUUAUGGCCAGUUGGAUUUUGUCUUCUUUCCCCUCUCUGCAGAUUGCACCAACAUAUCUGGCAUCAUGCCAGAAGCAGGGUUUGGGUUUGUUGGAAAAAUUAUUAUACAUGCAACCUGUCCAACAUUAUCUUGUGUUACUAAAGGUUACUACUAACCGUGUUAUGCAAUUACUUUUCUCAUUCUCAUUUGAUCUUGUUGAUUUUCAUGCUCUGCGAUUGAUGCUGUCAUUCCUAUUUUAUGAUCAGGAUCUAGAAAUUUGUCGCCUGUAUGAGCUCGAAAACAUCAGUUUAAGUGUGAUGAAGGUAAGCAUAAUAACCAUAUGUGACAUGUCAUCAUGUACUAGUGUUUUUAUCAUACCUUACGGUAUAUGGAAGAUAAUAUAAAAUUUCUUCCUAUAAGCUCUCUAUAUAUGUACUUUAGAUUGGUUUUCUGCUCACGCUUUAGUGCUUCACCAUAUAGAUCGCUGGAGUGCACCAUUGGAAGCACGGUAGAAAGGGUUUUGGGAUUUAUUGGCUUCAACAAGCUCGGGAUGAAAUUCGUCUCAAUAAAAUAGCACAACAGUUGUUCGAUUGUAUUGGGAAGUCAAUAUCCGAUGAUAGUUUCAAGGUGCUUAAUUUUUUCUCUCGAGUAAGAGCGGUAAUUCUCAUGUGGUAUCUGUUAUUGUGCUAUUUACUCAAGUGUUUUAAAAAUUCGCCAUUGCAGCAAUGGGAAGGAUUAAUUGAGCUCCUAGGCUCAGAAGUUGGAAGUGCAGGAGGCCUUGAGUUUCUUCACAAGUAGUAUCUUGCUUUCUAAUCAGCUAUCUAUCUCAUUACAAAAAAAACAUCAGCAUUAUUUUCACUUUUGAAUUCCUCUUCUAACCAACAAACUAUUUUAUAGGUACAGAGAUUUCAAGAAGUCCCUUCAUAAUGUGCAAGAAGGAGCAACUGUAACUGCCGCUAGACAGUCCAUGCAAUCUCUUGUACAGGUAUUACAAGUAAUCGGCAAAGCCCAUCUAUCAGCUGCAGUUUGUACCAAUGCCAUGGAAAUUGGAGUCCCAAUGAAAUCAUAGAUAACCCUUUUGCUUGUUGAAAAGUUCUGUUAGUGAGGUCUUUUUGCUGAUCUGUCCUUCCAGGCAUAUAAAUUCCUUCAUGGGAAAUAGCAUGUAUUUGUUUGAGUGAGCAGGUCGUUUAAGAAACUAAUGCUUACUCUUUCUCAUGAUGCACUUUCUGUGGUUGAGAUUACUAGAAAAUAGCACGUCAACAAGCAGGCAAAUACUUAUUAUCAUGAUGAAUUUCUAUUGCUGACAUUAUUAGAAAUGACUAAUCAGUAAGUUUAUUUCUAUAUUAUAUGGAACUUGUCAUUUUUCUGGCCAAUCUCAAUACAGUCCUUUAAGCCUCAAAGUGGCAUUCCUUCGGUAAUAAUAUUUCAGUUUUAGAAGAUUAAGUAUUUAUCUCGAGUCUUCACAGACGUGCCCAAAGAAAAAUUAGAAGGCCAACCGUUCCUCUAAUUAGCAUUGAGAUGGGAUUGAAUACUUGACUGGGUAAUUCUUCAUUUGAGGGGGACCUGUUUAAAAGGUCAGUUCACUUCUGAGCUACAGAAACCAGCGGUAUGUUUUCCUUGAAAAGCAUUACACAGUGAACUCCUCAGUUAGUGAGGUUCACUAGUUGAAUUGUCAUUUCAUUGCCAUGUUGAUGACUUUCAAUGUUGAAUUUAGUAAACUUGUUUUCCUGUUAAAUGCCAUAAUAACUAACUAUAUUGGAUGCCAUCCUUUUGGUCAUGUGGACUUCAUUCGCUUGAUGAAGUCCUCUGGUAAUCAAACUCCGAUUUUAACUCUCUUGAGUUUCUGGGUUGCCUUUGUGUUUGGUACUGUAAAGUUGGUCCUUCCCUUGAACAAAAGGGGUGCUAUUUCUAGUGGCAUUAGUGAGUCUUUUGCCCCCGCUAUCCCUCCCUUUACUGCUAAAUCCUUUUCUAUUACUACAUUGACUCCACUGGAUUAAACUUACCUUCCAAUUCAUCUCCAAGGCAUUGCAGGAUUUUUCCGUUUUAUUAACUCUUUUGAGGUGCAACGCUCGAGAUAUUAUCAUGAAAACAAACGGGAGUAGAAACCCUUUUGAGGAAAAUUAGACCAGUUUUCACUAGUUCCCUAAUUCUGCAGUAUAUAAGUGUCUUUUAUCGCACUCCAUCCUAUGUUAGAAUUUAACUCGGGAUUUGAAUAGCACUAUGCUAAUCAGCCCUAAGCCGCUUGCACUCACAUAUCGGCUAUAAACAUAUUCAUAUUCCAUUUGAUACAAAAAAAAAGACGUGGUUCUUUCUUCAUGUAUCCCGUUUUUUAAGCACAUAGCAGAUGGUAUCCUGUUUUUCAGCCUGUUUAUGGUAAGUGUGUGAGAUGGUCAAAAGUAAAGCUAGAGUUGGUGGGGUUCUUUUUUUUUUUUUAUCUUUAUUGAAACCAUUUGAAUGACAAUUCAUUUUUAUGUUUGCAGCUCAUGAAGAGUCCAUCUACUCCUCAGCGGUUUUGGUUGCCUCUUCUGCAUGAUUCGGUGAGCCCUUAAGACUAUAUACAUCGGCCUGCAUUAUUUCCAUGAACCAUGCUGUAUUUCAUCUGGUCACGAUUUUAAAGUCAUCUCUUUAGCAGUUUUAUGAACCGCUUGGUCGCCCACAAGGGCACUGGCUCAUUUUCCAUUCUGAUCCGAUCCUUCAUAGUCACUCACAAUCUUGUUUCUCAUGAGCUGCUUGUUUGCCCGCAUCACUUCAUAUGCAACCUAUGAGCAACAAAGAAAAAAUAAAAUAAAAAAUAUAUGUAUAUAUAUAUACAAACGAAUAAAAACGAAUCCUUGGUUCCAUCAGGGAAAACAGUUUGCUCUCUUCAUCAUUGCUCCAUACCCAGUCUAUAUAUAUAUAUGUUAUAUUUAUAUUUAUAUGCAUGCAAAAAUACGUAUAUAUAUACACAAUCUUGUUAUGAGUGUCUCCUGUCACAAGCUGUCCCACCCCUCCCGCCGACACGAAAUUGGCCAGCAUUUGCUUUCAGCUGCCAUCCAUCAGCCGCUGUGCUACUGUUUUUGUUCAUCCAGGUUAAGCUGCUCAACUGGCGGGAACGGCCUCUGUUGACCGUAUCGGAAACCAACCUGCUGCUGAACAAGCUGCAGGAGCUAUCUAUUGCUCGGCUGCGCCCCGACUUUGCCGACACCGAACUGGCCCCGGAGGCUCUGAGCUCUGUCAGGCUGGCUCUAGCGACAAAUCUUGGGCGGGCGAUCCUCGAGGACUGCUGA
Molecule: messenger RNA, 9973 nt
Organism: Spirodela intermedia
Lineage: Eukaryota; Viridiplantae; Streptophyta; Magnoliopsida; Alismatales; Araceae
Source: the annotation of a GenBank genome assembly